Messenger RNA from Didymodactylos carnosus, 567 nucleotides. Lineage: Eukaryota; Metazoa; Rotifera; Eurotatoria; Philodinida; Philodinidae. The record is from the annotation of a GenBank genome assembly.
AUGUCUAAUUUCUGUCCAUCAACACAUAUUCAUCAUCACUCUCUUAUAAAAAAUAUAUUCUUAUGUUGUAUAACAAACUAUAAAAACCGUUUAAAAUUUAAACAAAAAUUACUUAUUGGACGAAAAAUUGCAAAAAUAAAAUUAAUGAUUAACAAUCAAACAAAAGAUGUGGACGAUAUUGACUUUAAUCAAGAAAAAAUUGAUCAUCAUUUAAAUAAAAAUAAUAAAAAUAUUUUAUAUAAAGCGAUUAAUAACAAUCAAUUAUCCUUAUUCACCGAUGAUCAACUAUCAAUAACAAAACAAGAACAAUUCUAUGAUCACUCUCAUCAUCAAUCGUGUCCACAAUGUAAAAUUCUUACAUUAUUUCAACUGAAUCGUUCAGCAAUUUAUAUCAAUCCAGAUAUUCAAAGGCGACUUCAUACUUUAAAAAUGGCUGUAAUAGAAUCAGAAUUUCAUGGAAAAAAUGAACAAUGUCAUUUACAUAAAGAUAAAUUGAAAUUGAAAUCAAUAACAAAUGGUGAAGAAAAAUUAAUAUUAAACUCUACUCCUAUAUCAGCAAAACGGUAA